Messenger RNA from Candida albicans SC5314, 6057 nucleotides. It is a transcript of the gene SEN1, whose product is annotated as putative DNA/RNA helicase. The coding region runs from base 1 to 6057 and encodes 2018 amino acids. The transcript has a single exon. Gene Ontology annotation, molecular function: ATP binding; transcription termination site sequence-specific DNA binding; helicase activity. Gene Ontology annotation, cellular component: nuclear body. NCBI's taxonomy places the organism in Eukaryota, Fungi, Ascomycota, Pichiomycetes, Serinales, Debaryomycetaceae. Gene Ontology annotation, biological process: termination of RNA polymerase II transcription. The record is from RefSeq and is a predicted model, not a curated record.
AUGUCACAUCCAGUAACACCACAGCUGGGAGUAGAAACACAAAAACCACCCGAGUAUGACAACCUAGUAAAGUUGAUUAAUCUAUCCCUCUCAGAACCAGGUAAUAGUCCCACCCACGAAACAGCCAUAAAACAAACUAUUGAAUAUUUGAGAAAAUACAAGAAUGAUCCACAUUGGUUUUGUCGCCCAUACAUGUACCCAAUAGCAUGUUAUUCUUUAAUUUUGUUUUCAUUCCCGAACAAUCCUGUUCUUGAAGAGUUGAAGGUAUACAUAGGGAAAUCUUUGCUGACGUGCCCCUACUGCCUUAGGGCUUUUGCGAUAGCAAAAACUCACUUGAGAAAUGGUUUCAUCACAAUGAAAAAGACACCUAUUGUUAAUGUGAACCAGUUUCUAAAAGCAAUCACCACUUGGGAAGCUACGUUGGUGCAGCCAUGUUUAAAUCUAGUUUACAAUAGUCUCGAGACUAUAGAAAAAGUGCAAAAGCAACUUGAUCAUUGUCGAGAUUGGUUUAUGAGUAACCCUGAUCUUUUAAGAUACUACAAAGACAACAAAGAGAAAUUUGCACAUAUAGUAAAGGUUUUAUGUGCCAGUGGAAAAUUGCCGUCCCCUGGCACUCUAUUUGCAGGUCUUGUAUAUCUACUUUUUGAAGGAUCUGGUGAAGAAAAACUUUGGGCAUGCCAGUGGAUGGAGGAAAUGAGACAACAGAAGAUCAGAUACAACAAGCUGUCGUUAGAGGAGCCUUUGGUUGUGGAGUUUUCAAUUCACCUUUAUCGAAUACAGGAUGCCAAAUAUUUCAAUGAUGGGACAGCUAUCAAGUUUUGGGAGAUAUUCUACAAAAUUUUUGAUUUCAUGGAUGAUGAGGCUUUCAUUCUUAGAUUUAAUACCCCUAAAGAUAUUGGAGCUAUGAGUCAGUAUAUGAAUUUGAAAUUGAGUUCCAUAAUUAACGUGCUUUGUAAUAGUUUAAUGUCCAAUCUAGCCGCACCUUUACCAAUUUUAUUGAAAGUGUUCACUAAGUUAUUGAGCAGGUUUGGAAGUAAGCUUUAUCGGCAUACUGCACCAUUCCCACCUGCCACAUUGUUAACUGGUAUACUUGGAAACCCAGAAUUUUCAAAACAGUUAAUCUUAUCCGCCUCAGAAAAAAGUUCGAUGAAUGAUUAUUCAUUCCAGGAUUUUACAGAUUGGAUUUUUUUGUUCAUCAACUCGUUAAGUGGCUCACAAAAGCAAAAUGCAUCGAUGAAAAUAGGUGCUUAUUUAUUGAGACAGGGGAACGGUUAUGCAAGUUCGACUAAUGAUUUGAGGUCACAAAGAGUUAAUACUUUGAAAGAAUUCGGUGUAAAGAUAUUUGCAGGUCUAUUUCCCUCUACUGUAAUUGACAUGAACCCAAAGGAUCCUAAGUUGUCUGUCGAAAUCAUGAGUUUUAGAGAUGUAAGGGCUGCCCUUGAAUAUGAAGCCAACACCAUUCUUAGUUGUGCGAUGAAUUCACCUCAAAAUGUUGACGCUAUGGACUUAGUUCGGAGAUGCUUGAUAUAUGAUGUCUUAAUUUUGGUAAAGAAUUCAUAUUUGUUGCUGAAAGGUGAAAUACCAAAUAUGUUUGACACCUUCCCCAUCUUUUGGAGCUCCAUUUUGAAACUGAAACUAUACAGCAAUGUUAGUCUUGUGAAAGUGAUAAUACAGUGUUUGCGUCUAAUGCCUAUGGCAAUCAAGUUUAACGAGAUCAAAUAUAACCAGGCAAACAAGGACUUGGAAAGUGCCAAGACACAGCAUAAUAAGAGUAUGAACACCAUAUGCGACUUACAAAAUCAGAUUUUUUCAAGUUUCAGUCUUUGUGAUCCAGAAAAUAUUAAGCAAAUUAUCAACGAUUUUGAUUGUGCUGAGUCUGUAUGGGGCUGUAUUUUCACCCCUUUGAUUAGUCAAGCUGCUUUGGAUUUUAUGAAUGAAGUGUACAAUGCCAGUGGUAGAUUAGAAACUUUCCAGGAAUGUUUCUCGAAUAAUUUGAAACUGUCUUUAGUGUCUAUCAACAUCAAUUUGGCUAAUUUGACCAGUUUGGCAUGCUACGAACCAACUCCCAAGGCUAUUAGAAUUAUAAUGGAUAUAAUCAAGGCUUUAGCAGAUCCAGUUGACUCUCUGUUAUCAACCUCAGCUGCCAAUUGUGAAGGCGAGGUUGUCUUGUUUUGGAAAAACUGUUGGACAUUUUUAAUUAUGGUGUUUAAGGAGACUUUUGUGUGGGCAAACCAGUUUCACCUUGAUGAGUUGCUUGAGUUUGCAAGAGAUACUCUAGACUUGAGUCAUUUGCUUUUAGAUUCCUUUAGGUUUAUCGUAGAUACACUCAAGGAACAGACUAACAAGGAUAUGCUGUAUGAAUUUUUUGGGAGCUUUAUGAAUGCUUUCCAACAUAUAAUUGUUUGGUUGAAACUCGGGGAUCUUUCUCUUUUAAACUCCUGUGUUGAAUUAGUCAUCAAAGGUUUUGAUUUGGCAUCUGAAGAAGAUUUUAAAGUUCAAGAUCAGAUUGUUGAACAGCUAUGGAAAUAUUCCAAAAAGGUUAAAGGCCACAACAAUAAGUUGUCAGAGUCUCAAAGAAUGAUGUUGAUGACAAAAGCCAGAGAAUUGAAUGAAGCCUUAGUUGAAACAAUGGAGCGUGAAGAGAGCGAACAAAAGUAUGCUCGGGCUGGAGCUAAAGCUGAACCGAAAUUGAGACCAGCAGACGAUGAAAUUCAAGAACUCCGACCAGAGGAGUUUGCAAAGAAGAUUAACAAAAAGCAACAGACUUUGGAAGGGUUUGUUUCUUUCACAAAUAAAGCACCCGUUGCUCCAGCUCCAAAAGAGGUAAAGGGAACCCAAAACCUAGAUCUGAUUCGUCAAAAGUUACAACAAUCAAGAUCCUCAAUUACGGGACCACCAAAAAGUCACCUCAACCCUGCACCACCUAGACCAGCUGGUUUUAAUUCGAAGAAAUCACCACCUCCGGCUCCCUCAGUUGCUAUUGGAAGGCCAUUGCAUGCAGUGAAAAAGAAAACAACCGACUCGGAGUCGUCUUCUGAAGACGAAUCGGAUACUGAUUUGACUGACUUGUUUGUUGAAGGUAAAGCCAAAAAAAUUGCGAAAAUCACUGAAGUGGAUAUGAACUUGAAAACUAUUGAUAGGAGUAAUCUUCAAAAAAGAAGAAAGCAAAUAGACGAAGCCAAAAUGGCCAAAGAAAGAAUGCGGUUGAGAUUGAAUGUGAAUUUGAAACCUUUGUAUUUGACUGUACUUAGAUGGAAUUACAAUUCGAAAAGUGAUUUUCCUAGCAAGGAUAAAUCCAUAUACCAAGAAAUCAAGGAUACAUACAAGGAUGUUAAAGAUUAUGUGCAGGUGACCGAGCCUUUGCUAAUGUUGGAAUGUUGGCAAGCAAUGCAGUCAGCAAAAUUGACUGUAGACGAGAAACCUUUUGAGUUAUUGAUUGGAAGCAGAACACUGGUAGAUGGAUUCUUUGAUGUUUUUGCGUCUAUGGAAAAAACAGUAUUGCAAGAUAGGAAGAUAGGGGAUUCUGAUUUGGUUGUGCUUGCAUUGAAAGACGAAUCACUUCAACAUGCAUCAGAUAUAAGACGUUACAUCAAAGCAGAUGGCACCAUGACUUGUUUGGCAAAAGUCCAAGAUACCAAAUACACCAACUCAGAUUAUUGUGACGUUGUGUUAAGAGUUUACCCCAGUGGGCCCAUGAUGGGAGCGUUGACACCAAAGUCUGUUGUCACUGGGAUGAAAGUUAUGCAGAUGGUCACAAUUGAAAGAGAGUUUUCUUCUUUGAAAGGGUUGCAAUAUUACGAUUUGGCUGAUUCCAUCAUUCUGGCAACUCCAAACAAGCCUAUUGAGAUCGAAGAGGAAGAUGCUAAAAAGAUGCGUAAGAUUUACCAUGUAAAUGAUUCACAAGCUCGUGCAAUUAUGGGCACUUUCAAAAGUGAAGGGUUUUCGUUGAUUCAAGGUCCACCUGGUACAGGUAAAACGAAAACUAUUUUGGGGAUUGUUGGGUACUCGUUGUCUCAAGAGAAAAACAAUAAAGUGAUUGAUAUAUCUGGAUCGGGUUCUAGUCCCACUCCAUCAGACAAAGCCAAAAUUUUGAUUUGUGCACCAAGUAAUGCUGCCGUCGAUGAAUUAGUAUUAAGAUUAAGAGACGGUGUUAGAAACUCUUCAGGGGAACAUAUGCCACUUAAGGUAGUACGUUUAGGAAGAAGUGAUGCGAUCAAUUCAUCAGUAAGAGAUUUGACCUUGGAAGAAUUGGUCGACAAAGAGUUACAGACAAAACAAACUGAAGUAGUCAUUGAUCCAAAUAUUCGUUUAGAACACACCAAAUGUAUUAAUGAAAGAGAUGAAUUGCGGAAAAGACUCGCGACCGAAAGUUUAGAAGAAAAAGAAAUCACUGAAUUGGAAGAAAAAAUUCGUGCUAUUAAUAAGAAGAGAAGUGAAUUAGCAAAAAAAUUAGACGAGCAAAGAGAAAAAGCUUCUAUAGCCAAUAGAACCAAAGAAAUCAAUAGAAGAAACAUACAAGCCAGAAUUCUUUCAGAAGCACAAGUUCUAUGUUCGACUUUGUCAGGAUCAGCACAUGAUUUGGUCGCUAAUCUUUCUGUGCAAUUUGACCAAGUAAUUAUUGAUGAGGCCUGUCAGUGUUUGGAAUUGUCGGCUAUUAUUCCUCUUAGAUAUGGUUGCAAAAAGUGUAUUAUGGUGGGGGAUCCAAACCAAUUGCCACCAACAGUGUUAUCACAAGCUGCAGCUUCCUAUAAUUACGAACAAAGUUUGUUUGUAAGAAUGCAAAAGAACCACCCAGACUCGGUUUAUAUGUUGGAUGUGCAAUACAGAAUGCAUCCCAUGAUUUCAAAAUUCCCAAGUUCUGAGUUUUAUAAUUCCAAGUUAAAAGACGGCGAUGGUAUGCUUGAAUUGAACACAAGGCCAUGGCAUAAGGAUCCGCCAUUAACACCGUACAGGUUUUUUGAUAUUUUGGGUAAACACGAGAAAAAUGAAUUGACGAGAUCUCUUUUCAACACAGACGAAGCAAUAGUUGCCUUGCAAUUGACUGAUAAAUUGAUGCAAUUACUACCACAAGACAAAUUUAGUGGGAAAAUAGGGAUUAUUUCACCAUAUAAAGAACAAAUUCGAAAAAUCAAAGAAGUCUUUGUUAGAAAAUACGGGAAACCAAUUUUGGACGAAAUCGAUUUCAAUACAGUUGAUGGAUUUCAAGGUCAAGAAAAAGAGAUUAUAAUUAUGUCUUGUGUUAGAGCCAGUGCAACGGGAAAUGUUGGGUUUUUGAGUGAUGUGCGUCGUAUGAAUGUGGCUCUUACUCGUGCAAAAACUACUCUCUGGAUAUUAGGUAACAAAGAUUCUUUAUCUAGAAAUGAAGUGUGGAAAAAGUUAUUAACUGAUGCUGGUGAAAGAAAUUGUAUUACGCAAGCUUAUCCUGGAUUUUUAAAUCCCUCUAACCCUAACUCAGGAUUGAAGAGAAAGGAAGAAAAUGUGUUUACCCCACAACAAACAAAAUUUGCCAAAAAGCAGAAGGUGUCGAAUGAAUCUGAAAGAAAUGUACACAAGAUAAGAAAUAAUUUGACCAAGCCAACCUAUCGUCCCACUAACGCUGGAGUUUUACCAAGUAAAUCGAAGUCAUCGAAUGGAAAUAACAAACCCGAUUAUCUGGCAAACAAUUUGCAACUGUCUGCUAAACAAAGUAACAAGGAUACCAAGUCAAACACAACCGACGAUGCUCCAAAACCAUAUAUAAACCAACCAAAACCUCAAGGCGAUCCUAAAAAUGGCCCCACUCGUUCUGGUACAAUUUCAAAGCCAUCAACAACUUCAACACCAGCACCAACAUCUUCGGGAACAGUUAAGCCCAAUAAACCUGUUGAUGCUGGAAAAAGUGCACCUAAAGAUUCUACUACUCCUCAAAACAAAUCUGUUAACUCCUCUGCCCCCUCAGUUAAAUCAACAGAUGCAGCAAAGAAGCCAACAAAGACAGUCGCCCCUUCAUCUUCAGGUGUGGUCAAACCGCCAUCUAAUUUGUUUAUACCAAGAAAGCGCCCAUUUGCAAAGAAAUAA